AUGGAUGUCACUGGAAAGACGAAAGACAACUUGAAUGCAAGAAAAGAUAUGAGAGUUAUUUGUGAUCGGCCAGCACUAGAAGUGGAUGCAAGCGAUAGGGAACCAAAACCAAAAGCAAUUUACACAUUGGACAGGGAGCAGAGAAGGGUUAUUUGUCAAUGGUUGAAAUCAGUACGAUUUCCUUAUGGGUACGCUUCGAACAUCGAGAGAUGUGUUGAUUUGAAUGAAUGCAAGUUGACAGAUGUGGAUCCAAAUGAAAUUCACGAAUCAAAUCUAGAAGGCGUUGAAGAAUUUGAUUUUGAGACAGAGGCCGAAUAUGAUAGUCUUGAAGAAGAUGAAGACGAAGAUGAAGAUGAAGAUGAAGGCGAAGAUGAAUACGAAGAUGAAGAUGAAGAUGAAAACGAAGAUUAG
Messenger RNA from Rhodamnia argentea, 411 nucleotides. Its product is annotated as acidic leucine-rich nuclear phosphoprotein 32 family member B-like. The coding region runs from base 1 to 411 and encodes 136 amino acids. NCBI's taxonomy places the organism in Eukaryota, Viridiplantae, Streptophyta, Magnoliopsida, Myrtales, Myrtaceae. The transcript is spliced from 2 exons. The record is from RefSeq and is a predicted model, not a curated record.